This is a messenger RNA of Rubroshorea leprosula, 1111 nucleotides long. Lineage: Eukaryota; Viridiplantae; Streptophyta; Magnoliopsida; Malvales; Dipterocarpaceae. The record is from the annotation of a GenBank genome assembly.
CCUUCUGUUGCUCGGUUGUGACAUUAGCUUCUUCAUGUCUUAAAAGAUGGAGCUCAAUGCUUAUUCUUAACGAUGUAUGAGGUAACUGUAUUUGCUUCUUUUACUUCUGCAAGAUGGUGGGCUGCCCUCUUUACCUGUUAUGUGUAGUUAGUCAUUCCCAAUUUAUGUUGCUGUUUCUCAAUAGCUUAAUAUUGUUAUCUACAGAAGGAAGAGUCGUUCUGUUACUCCACGGCGUCGCAAAAGUCGUUCUCCAUCCGUAAGACGUCGUAAAAGUCGUUCUCCAACUCCGAGGCGUUAUAAGAGGCAAAGAAGUAGGAGUUCUUCAUUGACUCCUAUUCAUAAAUCCUCUAGUCCAAGUCUUGGAUCAAUAGAGCAGAAAAACGCUGCAGAAAAAUUGAAAAAAGAAGAAGAGAAGAGAAGGUAUAUCUAUUUAGUACUGUACUUUUCCUUUUCACCUUUCUUCUAGGUCACCUCUUUGUCUUAAGCUUUUCUUUCUUUCUCCUUUUCUGUUCCACGUUUCCAAUAACAAUAUAUUGGAGCAUUCAGGAAGGGAAAUUUUAGAAGUUUUCUGCUUUUCCUUAUGAUAAUGUGAUAGACUGCUGCAUUUUUAGUUUCAAACUGUAGUAUUUCUGCAUUAUCAUUUGAACAUGAUUAUGAAUAACUGAACUGAUUAGAUGUUAAGUUUUUCUUGCAUUGCUGCAGAAUUUAUAUUGGAAUUUAAAAGUUGGUUUAUUGAGUUGAAAUUCCUAAAUGAGAUAUUAGAAUAUGAUAUUGUAAGAGCAGCCACAUGGGCAAUAGUUAUCAGUCUCUCAUGAGGGGGGCAAAAUUAAGUUUGAAAAACUAUGUUUUAACUUCAAAUUUUUUGUAUGGCAUUAAUCAUUUCAAAGGAUCUGUUGUGGCCACUUAGCGUUAUCUGUCAGAUUUGCAUUAGUGGGUGCUGAUACAGUGUGGAAAACGUGAAUUUAUGAUGUUAAGCUUUUCCUAGGAUGCACCUGCCCUCAGCUAACAUCUAUAACUCAGCCAAUCUGUGCGAGUGGCAGCCCUUGUGCUCCCUUUGCUUACUCUUGUUUUUCUUCGUGUAUAUGCUCAUCAUUAAAUUAAUGAAUUAGUU